Molecule: messenger RNA, 3324 nt
Organism: Talpa occidentalis (Iberian mole)
Lineage: Eukaryota; Metazoa; Chordata; Mammalia; Eulipotyphla; Talpidae
Gene: NLRP12
Product: NLR family pyrin domain containing 12
Exons: 10
Coding region: 76-3219 (1047 amino acids)
Biological process (GO): negative regulation of canonical NF-kappaB signal transduction; cellular response to cytokine stimulus; negative regulation of inflammatory response
Cellular component (GO): cytoplasm
Molecular function (GO): protein binding
Source: RefSeq, a predicted model, not a curated record
CAGCCGGACAGUAGGCAUGUCGGGAUUGUCUGUCCUGGUCUCCAGCUUCUCUUCUUUGGGGUUCACGACGCCCCCAUGCCCCGCACCCCAGUCAGGGAUGGCCUCUGUCUCCUGUCCACCUACUUGGAAGAACUGGAGGCUGUGGACCUGAAGAAGUUCAAGUUCUACCUGGGGGCUGUGGCCGAGCUAGGGCGGGGCAGGAUCCCUUGGGGGCGCAUGGAGACCGCAGGCCCCCUAGAGAUGGCCCAGCUGCUGGUGGCCCACUGUGGGGCCAGGGACGCCUGGCGGCUGGCUCUGAGCCUCUUUGAGCGGAUCAACAGGAAGGACCUAUGCGAGAGAGGACAGAGAGAGGACCUGGUGAGGGACACCCCGCCUGGAGGCCAGUCCCCUUUGGGGCACCAGUCAGGAUGGGUGGCCGUUCUGCCCCAAACUCCCAGGAAAGACCCCGGGGAAGCCUACAGGGACUACGUGCGCAGGAAAUUCAGGCUCAUGGAGGACCGCAACGCACGCCUGGGCGAGUGUGUCAACCUCAGCCACCGAUAUACCCGGCUCCUGCUGGUGAAAGAACACUCCAGUCCCCUGUGGGCCCAGCAGAAACUUUUGAACACAGACCGGGGACACCACACGAGCCUCAUCCAGAUGGAGACCCUCUUCGAGCCGGACGAGGAGCGCCCUGAGCCUCCACGCACCGUGGUCCUGCAGGGCGCAGCGGGGAUGGGCAAGUCCAUGUUGGCCCACAAGGUGAUGCUGGACUGGGCCGACGGGAAGCUCUUCCAAGACAGGUUUGAUUAUCUCUUCUACAUCAACUGCAGGGAGAUGAACCAGGGUAGCGCUGAGCGCAGCGCCCAAGACCUCAUCUCCAGCUGCUGGCCGGAGCCCACCGUGCCCCUCCGGGACCUCGUCCGCCUUCCCGAGCGCCUGCUGUUCAUCAUUGACGGCUUCGAUGAGCUCAAGCCAUCCUUCCACGACCCGCAAGGUCCCUGUUGCUUCUGCUGGGAGACGAAGCAGCCCCCGGAGCUUCUCCUGAGCAGCCUGAUUCAGAAGAAGGUGCUGCCUGAGCUAUCUUUGCUUAUCACCACCAGGCCCACGGCUCUGCAGAAACUCCAGUGCAUGCUGGAGCACCCCAGGCACGUGGAGAUCCUGGGUUUCUCCCAAGCAGAACGGAAGGAAUACUUCUACAAGUAUUUCGACGAUGCAGAGCAAGCCGCCCAGGUCUUCAACUUCGUGAGGGACAACGAGGCCCUCUUCAUGCUGUGCUUUGUGCCCCUGGUGUGCUGGGUCAUUUGCACCUGCCUCAAACAGCAGUUGGAGGAUGGGGGGCUUUUAAGACAGAAGUCCAGGACCACCACUGCUGUGUACAUGCUCUACUUCCUGAGCUUGAUGCAACCCAAGCCGGGAACCCCUACCCUCUUGCCACCGCCCAACCAGAGAAGGCUGUGUUCCUUGGCCGCAGAUGGCCUCUGGCACCAGAAAAUCCUGUUUGAGGAGCAGGACCUCAGGAAGCACGGCCUGGAUGGGGCAGAUGUCUCUGCCUUCCUCAACAUGAACAUCUUCCAGAAGGACAUCAACUGCGAGAAGGUCUACAGUUUCAUCCACCUGAGUUUCCAGGAAUUCUUCGCAGCCAUGUACUACAUCCUGGAUGGGGAGGAGAGCCUGGCCAGGCUGUUGACCGAGUAUGGGUUUUCUGAAAGGAGCUUCUUGGCAUUCACGGUCCAUUUCCUCUUUGGACUCCUGAACGAGGAGAUGAGCCGCUACCUGGCGGAGAGUCUGGGCUGGAAGGUCUCUCCUCGCAUCAAGGCUCAAGUGUUGGAGUGGAUACAGAGCAAGGCUCAGAGCGAGGGCUCCACGCUGCAGCAAGGCGCUCUGGAGUUGUUUAACUGUCUGUAUGAGAUCCAAGAGGAGGAAUUUAUCCAACAAGCUCUGAGCCACUUCCAAGUGGUGGUGGUCAGCCACAUGGCCACAAAGAUGGAGUACUUGGUCUCGUCGUUUUGCGUGAAGAAUUGCAGGAACACGCUCGUGCUGCACUUGCACGGGGCCGCCUACCGGGAGGACGAGGAGGGCGGGCCAGCACGCUCGGCGGCACCCAGCGCUCAGCCCGCGCAGCCAACCAAGAGGGCUGCUUUGCCAGACGCCUACGGCUCGCAGCUUGCUGUCGUUCUAAGCACCAACUCCAGCCUGAUAGAGUUGGCCCUGCACCACCAUGCCCUGGGCAGCCAGGGGGUGAGGCUGCUGUGUCAAGGGCUCAGACACCCAAACUGCAAGCUCCAGAACCUAAGGCUGAAGAGGUGCCAGGUCUCCGGCUCCGCCUGCCAGGACCUCGCCGAGGCGCUGGUGGCCAAUGCGAAUGUAGUAAGGCUGGACCUGAGCAGCAACAGCCUGGGGCUAAAGGGCGCACAGCUGCUUUGUGAGGGGCUGCGGCACCCCAAGUGCAGGCUGCAGAUGAUCCAGUUGAGGAAAUGUCAGCUGGACGCUGGGGCUUGCCAGGAGAUGGCCUCUGUGCUCAGCACCAAUCAACACCUGGUGGAGCUGGACCUGACAGGAAACGCGCUGGAGGAUUUGGGUCUGGAACAGCUGUGUCGGGGGUUGAGGCACCCAGUCUGCAGGCUGCGCAUCUUGUGGUUGAAGAUCUGCCACCUGACCGCCGCUGCCUGUGGAGACCUGGCCUCCACACUCAGUGUGAACCAGAGCCUGAGGGAGCUGGACCUCAGCCUGAACGACCUGGGGGACCCUGGGGUGCUGCAGCUGUGCGAGGGGCUUAAGCAUCCCCACUGCAAACUCCAGACCCUCCGGUUGGGCAUCUGCCGCCUGGGCGCUGCUGCCUGUGAGGGCCUGUGUGCUGUGCUACGGGCCAACCCGCACCUCCGGGACAUGGACCUGAGCUUCAACGACCUGGGCGACCCCGGCAUGUGGUGGCUGUGUGAGGGCCUCCGGCACCCGGGCUGCAGGCUCCAGAAACUGUGGCUGGAUAGCUGUGGCCUUACAGCUAAAGCUUGUGAGGAUCUUUCUUCCAUCCUGGGGGUCAACCAGACCCUGAAGGAGCUUUAUCUGACCAACAACGCCCUGGGGAAUGUCGGUGUCAGGCUGCUGUGCACGAGACUGAGCCUUCCUGCCUGCAAACUCCAAGUCCUCUGGUUAUUUGGAAUGGAACUGAGCAAAUCCACCCACAGGAGGUUGGCGGAACUCCGCGUGACCAAACCUUACCUAGACAUUGGCUGCUGAAUGGUAUCUGCUGGUCCUUCUCUGGAGGUCAAGCCCAUCCCAGGACCCAUGAAUCAAGAUAAUGACCAAGAUCUUUAUUGACUCAAGAUAAACUCAUGCAGCAUA